GGGCAGCCCCAGAGUCGGUGGCCAGCGAACCCAAGGCCCCACCGGCGGCCUCCGCCCCGCCAGCUCGCCAUGCCACGGGGUCCCGACACCCCGGUGCAGGUGUGGGUGGGCGGCCAGCUCUUCCAAGCCGACCGCGCCCUGCUGGUGGAGCACUGCGGCUUCUUCCGCGGCCUCUUCCGCUCCGGCAUGCGGGAGGCGCGCGCGGCAGAGGUGCGCUUGGGCGUUCUGAGUGCGGGCGGCUUCCGCGCCACGCUGCAGGUGCUGAGCGGCGAGCGGCCGGCGCUGGCGGCGGAGGACGAGCUGCUGCAGGCCGUGGAGUGCGCCGCCUUCCUGCAGGCGCCGGCGCUGGCUCGGUUUUUGGAGCACAACCUCACGUCGGACAACUGCGCAUUGCUGUGCGACGCCGCUGCCGCCUUCGGCCUGCGCGACGUGUUUCACAGUGCCGCGCUCUUCAUCCGCGACGGCCAGCGCGAGCUGGCGGCCGAGCUGGCGCUGCCCGAGGCCCGCGCCUACGUGGCGGCGCUGAGGCCCAGCAGCUACGUGGCCGUGAGCACGCACACACCCGCGCCCGGCUUCCUGGAGGACGCGUCGCGCACGCUGUGCUACCUGGACGAGGAAGAGGACGCGUGGCGCACGCUGGCCGCGCUGCCCCUGGAGGCCAGCACGUUGCUGGCCGGGGUGGCCACGCUGGGCAACAAGCUUUACAUCGUGGGGGGCGUGCGCGGCGCCAGCAAGGAGGUGGUAGAGCUGGGCUUUUGCUACGACCCCGACGGCGGCACGUGGCGCGAGUUCCCCAGCCCGCACCAGCCGCGCUAUGACACAGCGCUGGCCGGCUUCGACGGCCGCCUUUACGCCAUCGGCGGCGAGUUCCAGAGGACGCCUAUCAGCUCCGUGGAGCGCUACGACCCGGACGCGGGCUGCUGGAGUUUCGUGGCCGACCUGCCGCAGCCGGCCGCCGGCGUGCCCUGCGCCCAGGCGUGUGGCCGCCUCUUCGUGUGCCUGUGGCGGCCGGCCGACACCACCGCCGUGGUGGAGUACGCGAUGCGGACCGACGCGUGGCUGCCAGUGGCCGAGCUGCGGCGGCCGCAGAGCUAUGGCCACUGCAUGGUGGCCCACCGCGACAGCCUCUACGUGGUGCGCAACGGACCUUCCGACGACUUCCUGCACUGCGCCAUCGACUGUCUCAACCUGGCCACGGGCCAGUGGACGGCGCUGCCUGGCCAGUUCGUCAACAGCAAGGGAGCGCUCUUCACGGCCGUGGUGCGCGGCGACACCGUCUAUACGGUCAACCGCAUGUUCACGCUGCUUUACGCCAUCGAGGGCGGCACCUGGCGGCUGCUCAGGGAGAAAGCCGGCUUCCCACGGCCCGGCUCCUUGCAGACCUUUCUCCUAAGGCUACCUCCUGGCGCUCCUGGGCCUGUGGCCUCGACAACGUCAGAACUGUGACCUCUGGGUUGGCUUUAGGAGGGAGGAGACGCUGUGACUUCUCCCUGAGCUAUGGCUGAGUGUGUGAGGCCGGCCUUAGAAGUAGCUGGCAACUUCCCUUUCUACUGAGACACCCAGGUCUGGUGCCUUCUGGUGGUGUGGACAUGUUCAAGAAGCUCAGGGAGCAGCGAUGACGCCCUCAAAUCACUUGGGCUCUGCUGAGAGCUGGUGGGUCACAAUGUCAGUUGAACAGGGUAGGGGGAGUUGGGAUUUGAAUAAUCCAGGCUUAUAUGUAAUGGGCUAGUGAUUGAGCAUCGCUGGGAGUGACUUAAAUGAUGUUAAUCAAACUGCCAGUAGUAGGCAAGAAUUAGGCACCUACUGUAUGCCCAAUACAGUGUUAUGCCUAAUGAGAGCUGUAGUUGCCACACAGGGAUCCAGGAAGCUUAGAGGAUAACCCAGAAAAAAAUCUUAACAGUUACAGGACAACAAAAAGGUUUACACACACUUGAUCCACAGAGUUGAAGGCAACAUGCAAAAAAAUUUUAAACCACAUACAAUAAAAUAAAGCGCUGAAGAAAUCAGGGCAAAGGGAAAAUAGGAAGAGGAAAAAAAUA
Molecule: messenger RNA, 2039 nt
Organism: Symphalangus syndactylus (siamang)
Lineage: Eukaryota; Metazoa; Chordata; Mammalia; Primates; Hylobatidae
Gene: KBTBD13
Product: kelch repeat and BTB domain containing 13
Biological process (GO): regulation of the force of skeletal muscle contraction; relaxation of skeletal muscle
Molecular function (GO): protein binding
Source: RefSeq, a predicted model, not a curated record